Auanema sp. JU1783 is the source of this 546-nucleotide messenger RNA. The record is from the annotation of a GenBank genome assembly. NCBI's taxonomy places the organism in Eukaryota, Metazoa, Nematoda, Chromadorea, Rhabditida, Rhabditidae.
AUGGAUAACAACAGUAGUUCAACAGAAGCUUUUCGCAAAUAUCUGGCUUCCCCUUCUAUACGAAUUACUAUGUGUCCAGCAAAGUUCGCUGUGAGGGUCUCUAAGGUUGAAGAACGGGAACAAAGACCGCAUAUUGAUGAGCUAUUGAAUAACUAUGGUUAUCCAAUCUUUUUUGUUUGUACACACUAUAAAGGCGCUUCACCUACCAUUACUAAUUAUCCCAAGAACGGUACAAUUGGGGAGAAAUAUCAUCGAUUGGGUUUGAGCCUUGAUGAAAUGCUGAGAGAUUGUGUUCUAUACAUUCAAAUUUGCAUAGAAGUUGCCAGAACUGAUGAGGAGAAGGAGCAUUGGUCACAACGGGACGAUUAUGAAGUUCUUGACACAAGUGAAGAGAACCCUCUCAUCUUUUACGACGAGGAGACUCAGAGUUGGUAUUGUAACGAUUAUUCUGAUUGUACGAAGCGUUACUUCGUUUAUUUGGUUUUUGGUCCAGGCCUACAACCAACAUAUGAAGGUUUUUGGGACACUGUGAUGAAAACAAAUUAG